AUGGAGAAGGAAAGGAGAUCAGAACUUGAGGAAAUGAUUAUGCUCUGGGGAGACCUCAGAUCGAGAUUUGAGGUAUCUCACACAGAAACUUCAUCAGGGGGCAGGGAAUUCUUGCACUACUUAUCUGUUUCAACCAUUCAAUUUCGAAAGAAAUUGGAACUUAAUUCAUCUUUGCAAGAAGAAGAGAAAGCUGGUCAAACCGAUUACACACAUAGGCUUUUUAACUGCCCAUGUGUCUACCUCGAGAAGGCCAUUCAAGAAAUGAAUGGCGUUGAAUUCGAUGAUCGUACUAUUUGCACCGCCGUCCUAUCUGAUCACAAAGGAAUUGGCCCCUCCCUCGUGUAA
Molecule: messenger RNA, 345 nt
Organism: Sclerotinia sclerotiorum 1980 UF-70
Lineage: Eukaryota; Fungi; Ascomycota; Leotiomycetes; Helotiales; Sclerotiniaceae
Exons: 4
Coding region: 1-345 (114 amino acids)
Source: RefSeq, a predicted model, not a curated record